GCAUGGCGGGCGGGGCUCGGGAGGUCCUCACGCUGCAGCUGGGCCACUUCGCGGGGUUCGUGGGCGCGCACUGGUGGAACCAGCAGGAUGCUGCGCUGUGCGUCCCGAGCGAGGCCGACGCGCCGCCGGCGGAGCUGUGUCCCGACGUCCUGUACCGGGCGGGCCGGACGCCGCACGGCCGGGAGACCUACACGCCGCGGCUCAUCCUCAUGGAUCUGAAGGGUAGUCUGAGCUCCCUGAAGCAGGAAGGUGGCCUCUACGGGGACGCGCAGCUGGAUGCGGCGAUCGCCUGGCAGGGAAAGCUCACCACACACAAGGAGGAGCUCUGUCCCAAGAACCCGUAUCUCCAGGACCUCCAGAGUGCCGAGGGAGUGCUGAGUAGUGACGGUAUCUGGAGGGUCAAAUCCAUUGCCAAUGGCAAAGGUCCCCCGCCGCUCGCCACGGCUACAGCACCCAAACCACUUAUCCCCACAGAGAGCAGCGUCAGAGUCUGGUCUGAUUUCCUCCGUGUCCACCUCCACCCCCGGAGCAUCUGUAUGAUUCAGAAGUACAACCACGAUGGGGAAGCAGGUCGCCUGGAGGCUUUUGGCCAAGGCGAGAGCAUCCUGAAGGAGCCCAGGUACUUGGAGGAGCUGGAGGACAGGCUGCAUUUCUAUGUGGAGGAGUGUGACUUCCUGCAGGGUUUCCAGAUCCUGUGUGACCUGCACAAUGGCUUCUCUGGGGUAGGCGCCAAGGCCACAGAGUUGCUACAGGACGAGUAUUCAGGGCGGGGAAUAAUAACCUGGGGCCUGCUCCCCGGCCCCUACAGUCUCCGGGAGCCCCAGAAAAACGUCUAUCGUCUAUUGAACACAGCUUUCGGCCUGGUGCACAUGUCCGCUCACAGCUCUCUGGUCUGCCCCUUGUCCUUGGGCAGGAGCCUGGGGCUGCGACCUGAGCCUCCGGUCACCUUCCCUCACCUACAUUAUGACGCCACUCUGCCCUUCCACUGUGCAGCCCUGCUGGCCACAACCCUCGACACAGUCACUGUUCCUUACCGCCUGCGUUCCUCGCCGGUUUCCAUGGCUCACCUGGCCGAUCUGCUGAACUUCUCUGGGAAGAAGGUGGUGACGGCAGCAGCAACCAUCCCCUUCCCCUUGGUCCCAGGCCAGUCCCUUCCUGAUGCCCUGGUGCAGCUCGGAGGACCCGCGGCGUGGACCCCACUCUCUGCAUGCGGGGGUCCUUGUGGGACGCGCUGCUUUGCCCUGUCCGUGGUGCUGCGGGGUCUAGACAGAGCGCGCCACACCAGCCGGCUCGCCCCGGGGACAACUCUGCCUUCCCCACUCCACGCGUGCAGCACUGGGGAGGACGUCUUGGCCCAGUAUUUGCAGCAGCAGGAACCCAGAGUCAGGAGCUCUGCCCAUCUGCUGCUGGCGCCCUGCAAGGUGGUCCCCCCGUACCCACGCCUGUUCUCCCCAAGCCUCAGCCAACACGGGCUGGUUCUGGAUGGCUCGCCGCCUGGGGCAGCCGUGGAGAGCAUCCCAGUUCUCGGGGCCUUCUGCUCCUCUUCUACCCUGAGCCAGACCCUGGGAGACUUGGCUAGAGACCUCAGCACACUGGACGUGCGGCGCUGGGCCAGCUUCCUGGAUGCCGGAGUGGAGCAGGCGGACGUGGAGGAGGCGCUGGAGGAGCUGGGCAGUCUGGCCCAGUGCUACCAGGGAGGGGACAGCCUCGCGGACUAAGGUUCUCCCAGCACAGGAGGCUGCUGGGUCACAAUAAACACUGGGUGCACGGGCUCGGCCAUGGCAAGGGCGAGACACCAUUUAGAAACA
Neogale vison (American mink) is the source of this 1808-nucleotide messenger RNA. RefSeq names its product misato mitochondrial distribution and morphology regulator 1 (gene MSTO1). NCBI's taxonomy places the organism in Eukaryota, Metazoa, Chordata, Mammalia, Carnivora, Mustelidae. Gene Ontology annotation, cellular component: cytoplasm. Bases 3 to 1718 code for a protein of 571 amino acids. Gene Ontology annotation, biological process: mitochondrion distribution. The transcript has 14 exons. The record is from RefSeq and is a predicted model, not a curated record.